Ceutorhynchus assimilis (cabbage seed weevil) is the source of this 2547-nucleotide messenger RNA. NCBI's taxonomy places the organism in Eukaryota, Metazoa, Arthropoda, Insecta, Coleoptera, Curculionidae. The record is from the annotation of a GenBank genome assembly.
GUCGACUUUGACACAUGAUGACAAAUUUUUCCUCUGUUUCUAUAUCAGCCAACAUCUAUACAAACACCAAAAAUAAAUUAACUUUGACACAUUGUCAGAUUUGUUCUCUAUUUAUAUGCAAAAAUCUACACAUUUUCUCAUCAAAUUUAAACGCUUUAAGAUGAACAGCUCUGACGAGGAUUUUCUGUUAUUUUUUUUUGUUAUGUAAUUUUUUGAUAAAUGCAUAGGUUCCCUUCAAGUUAAUUAAAAAUAAUUAAACAAAUUAUCGUUUUUUUUUUUAAUUUUUGUUAUUACCUACCUGAUAUGAAGCUCGAAGGAAAAAUUUUGUUCCUAACACGUGCGCAAAGUGUCUUUUCCGCACGCAAACACGUAUCCGAACUCCGCUUCGCGUCGUUCGUAUAACUGUGUUUGCGUGCGGAAAAGUAACACUUUGCGCACUUGUUAGGAAAAUAAUUUUUUUCAGCGGAAAUGCAGCAUUUUAAUUUUCUGGGAAACUUUAGAAAGGCGGAAGUCAUUACUAACUUGAAACAUAUUCUUGGAAAGCUGAAAUUUUCAGUGAACCUUAUGAUUUGGAUAUCUAAAAACUUUAAAAAAUCAUAACUUUUUUUCUAUUAGAGACAGAAAGCUGAAAACUUCAGCGAUACUUAUCCUAGUAAAGGACUACAAUCCCUGAAAGUUUCAACUCAUUUGGACUUAUAGUUCCUGAGAUAAAAUCGUGUUAAGCAUGUUGGGGUGGUUUAUCAAUUUUUCUGAAUGCCUUUUUUCAUAGAUUUCGGCUUCAAAUUUGAGAAUAAUUUACUGUAUGGAGUUUGGGGGAUCCCAAAUGACCAUUGGGACACAAAAUCUCAACAAAAAAAAAAAAAUUGAAAUUUCAUCGUUUUAGUAAGAAGGUAGAUGAUCUAGAUUUUAGAAAACUUGAAAGGUCAUAACUUUUUUUCUAUUAUAGAUAGAAAGCUGAAAUUUUCACUGAAUCUUAUCUUAAUAAGGGAACUAACUACAAUCCCUGGAAAUUUCAACUCAUUUUCACUUAUAGUUCCUGAGAUAAAAACGUGUUAAGCAAUUUGGGGUGAUUUAUCAAUUUUUCAAUUUUUCUGAGUGCAUUUUUUCAUAGAUUUCGGCUUCAAAUCUCAAAAAAAUUCAAUGUAUGGAGUUUGGGGGUUUAGUCAACUAGAACUAAACUUUUUCAAUAUUUCCAUUAGUUCACCACAAAUCAUAUUGAGGUUACCUGAAUUUCGUAAAAAGUCUAAUUUUAAUUCACCUUGUGACUUAAACUACGUAGGUAUAUUUAUAGCAACGAAUAAAGUGUAGUAUUUAAUUUUAUACUAAAGUGCUGAAGUUCAAGAGUUUAAUCUAAUUAUUCAAGUAAGUACCUAUAUUUUAGCAACUACCUAUGUAAUAAAUUAUUAAAGAUGUAUGCAAAUACAUUUCAAUUUUAUAAAACUGCAACACUGUUUUUUUUUUUAUUUGAUAAUUUCCCACAUUUAUUAAUAUUACUAUAAAAUAAAAGUACUUAAAAAAAUCUCAAGUACCUACCUACCAAUCAAAUUCUUGAAUAUGUAUUACUCUCAAAUUACAAAAGAUUAGAUUUUAUUAUUUUUGACUAUAUUUCUAGGCGUAUCUACUGAUAGUUUCUAAAAGCCAAAUGUAAUAAAUCUGUAGCUUAUUUUUUUAUUUUAUUUUUAUAAAUGUGUAAUUUUAGGAAGAUCCCCACAAUAUUUGCUUUAAUUAUUUUAAUCAACAUCUGCAAUGGUGAAGUCGAGAUUUGUCUCAAACUCAAAUCGGGAUAUAGUUCUACACAAACUGGAAAUAUUGAAGAAAUAUCUACAUUACUCGAAAAAUCUGGCAAAGAAAUUAAAGAUGCACUGGAUGCAACUGGACUUGUCAGUGCCCAAACAACACACUUUGAUUUUUUUCACCUCAAUAUGUCCCAUGCAGCUAUAACAAUUGGAGGUGAUUUUACCAAUGGGAAUGUCACCCAAGAAGAGCCAGAUACAAGGCUUUUCACUUUAGUGAGCGACGGUUUUGAAAUAUUCAACUUAACUAUUCCCACUAUUUACAUUAAUGGCAGUUAUACUUUGGCAGGAUACAUUGGAGCUCAUAGACUUUUUGAUAUAUACGGUACAGGCGAUUUUUAUCUCAACAUGACCAAAUUUUCAGUAGCUGCUGUGACUAGUCUCACAAAGAACUCUACACAUUUAUGUAUGCCAAUUACAGUAAAACUUUAUGUAGCUGGUUGCAAGAGUAACUUUGGAGAAUUAAUGGGUGGAGAUCCGCUUUUGGAACCUUUAAUAAAUGGUGAUAUCGAAGCUAUAGUUCCAGAAGCUAUAACGAUAAUGUAUAGGGAAGAUGCUGAUUGGGCUGAUCCUUUUAUACAGAAUGUAAUUAACCAAAUUCUGAGCAGUAAUUCCAAUUCGCUGCCUUAUCUACUCUAUUUAUUAUCCAAUAACAAAGAUAACUUGGCUUCAUUGCUCAAUUCAAGCAGAUAAGUGUACAAAUUUACUUUAUAUUAGGUAUCCUAUGCAUAUUUCAAUAAAUUAAUAUUUUUGA